Messenger RNA from Elephantulus edwardii (Cape elephant shrew), 888 nucleotides. It is a transcript of the gene PLPP6, whose product is annotated as phosphatidic acid phosphatase type 2 domain containing 2. Lineage: Eukaryota; Metazoa; Chordata; Mammalia; Macroscelidea; Macroscelididae. The record is from RefSeq and is a predicted model, not a curated record. Bases 1 to 888 code for a protein of 295 amino acids. Gene Ontology annotation, molecular function: sphingosine-1-phosphate phosphatase activity. The transcript has a single exon.
AUGCCGAGCCCCCGGAGGAGCGCCGAGGGCCGCGCGCUGGGCGCCCCCACCGCCAACAGCAGCCCGGGCAGCCCGGCGCACAGCAGCCCUGCGCACGGCGGCGGCGGCAGGUUCGAGUUCCAGUCCCUGCUCGGCAGCCGCGCGCCCGGCACCGACCCCACCUGCGCGCGGCUCCGCGCGUCCGAGAGCCCUGUGCACCGGCGCGGCUCCUUCCCACUGACCGGCCCGGGCCCCGUGCCCGCGCCGCCCGGCCCGCCGCCCGACGAGGCCCGCAUGAACUUGAACCCGUCCUUCCUGGGCAUCGCCCUGCGCUCCCUGCUGGCCAUCGACCUGUGGCUGUCCAAGAAGCUGGGCGUGUGCGCCGGGGAGCGCUCGGCCUGGGGCAGCGUGCGGCCGCUGAUGAAGCUGCUGGAGAUCUCGGGCCACGGCAUCCCCUGGCUGCUGGGCACCCUCUACUGCCUGGCCCGGAGCGACAGUUGGGCUGGGCGCGAGGUGCUCACCAACCUGCUCUUCGCCCUGAUGCUCGACCUGCUGCUGGUGGCCCUCCUCAAAGGGCUGGUCCGCCGGCGCCGGCCGGCGCACAACCAGAUGGACAUGUUUUUCACCCUCUCCGUGGACAAGUACUCCUUCCCCUCGGGCCACGCCACCAGGGCCGCCCUGGUAGCACGCUUCAUCCUGAACCAUCUGGUGCUGGCCAUUCCGCUGAGGGUGCUGACGGUGCUGUGGGCCUUCGUCCUGGGCCUCUCCAGGGUGAUGCUGGGGCGGCACAACGUCACCGACGUGGCUUUUGGCUUCGUCCUGGGUUACAUGCAGUACAGCAUCGUGGACUACUGCUGGCUGUCACCCCACAAUGCUCCGGUCCUCUUCGCACUGUGGAGUCAGUCGUGA